CUUCAUUUCCGGUGCUCUCUUUCGCUGGGUCGCUCGGGUCGGCUUCGGUCGCCGUCGCUCCCGCUCUCCCACCCCCGCCAACGGCCGCUCGGGCCUCUGCCGCCGCCGCGUCGCUUCCUCGAUCUCUCGAUCGCACAUCCUCCCCAAUGCAGCGCCGGGACGACCCCGCCGCGCGCAUGAGCCGGUCCUCGGGCCGCAGCGGCUCCAUGGACCCCGCAGGUGCCCACCCCUCAGUGCGUCAGGCGCCGUCUCGGCAGCCGCCACUGUCUCACCGGUCCCGGGGAGGCGGAGGAGGCCCCCGGGGGGGCGCCCGGGCCUCUCCCGCCACGCAGCCGCCACCUCUGCUGCCGCCCUCGGCCACGGGUCCCGACGCGACAGUGGGCGGUCCAGCGCCGACCCCACUGCUGCCUCCCUCUGCCACUGCCUCGGUCAAGAUGGAGCCGGAGAACAAGUACCUGCCCGAACUCAUGGCCGAGAAGGAUUCUCUCGACCCGUCCUUCACUCACGCCAUGCAGUUGCUGACGGCAGAAAUUGAGAAGAUUCAGAAAGGGGAUUCAAAAAAGGAUGAUGAUGAGAAUUACUUGGAUUUAUUUUCUCACAAGAACAUGAAGCUUAAGGAGCGGGUACUGAUACCUGUCAAGCAGUAUCCCAAGUUCAAUUUUGUGGGAAAGAUCCUUGGACCACAAGGGAAUACAAUCAAAAGACUUCAAGAAGAAACUGGUGCAAAGAUCUCCGUGUUGGGAAAGGGCUCAAUGAGAGACAAAGCCAAGGAAGAAGAGCUGCGCAAAGGUGGAGACCCCAAAUAUGCCCACUUGAAUAUGGAUCUGCAUGUCUUCAUUGAAGUCUUUGGACCCCCAUGUGAGGCUUAUGCUCUUAUGGCCCAUGCAAUGGAAGAAGUCAAGAAGUUUCUAGUACCUGAUAUGAUGGAUGAUAUCUGCCAGGAGCAGUUUCUCGAGCUCUCCUACUUGAACGGAGUACCAGAGCCCUCUCGUGGACGUGGAGUGCCAGUGAGAGGCCGGGGAGCUGCACCUCCUCCUCCACCUGUUCCAAGGGGCCGUGGUGUUGGACCACCUCGGGGGGCUUUGGUGCGUGGUACACCAGUGAGAGGAACCAUCACCAGAGGUGCCACUGUGACUCGAGGAGUGCCACCCCCACCUACUGUGAGGGGUGCUCCAGCACCAAGAGCACGGACAGCAGGCAUCCAGAGAAUACCUUUGCCUCCACCCCCUGCACCAGAAACAUAUGAAGAAUAUGGAUAUGAUGAUACAUAUGCAGAACAGAGUUAUGAAGGCUACGAAGGCUAUUACAGCCAGAGCCAAGGGGACUCAGAAUAUUAUGACUAUGGACAUGGGGAGGUUCAAGACUCUUAUGAAGCUUAUGGCCAAGACGACUGGAAUGGGACCAGGCCAUCACUGAAGGCCCCUCCAGCCAGGCCGGUGAAGGGAGCAUACAGAGAGCACCCAUAUGGACGUUAUUAAAAACAAACAUGAGGGGAAAAUAUCAGUUAUGAGCAAAGUUGUUACUGAUUUCUUGUAUCUCCCAGGAUUCCUGUUGCUUUACCCACAACAGACAAGUAAUUGUCUAAGUGUUUUUCUUCGUGGUCCCCUUCUUCUCCCCACCUUACUCCAUUCUUAACUCUGCAUUCUGGCUUCUGUAUGUAGUAUUUUAAAAUGAGUUAAAAUAGAUUUAGAAAUAUUGAAUUAAUUUUUUAAGUGUGUAGAUGCUUUUUUUCUUUGUUGUUUAAAUAUAAACAGAAAUGUACCUUUUAUAAUAAAAAAAAGAAGUUGAGUAAAAAAAACACCACAAACCUGUUAGUUUCAAAAGUGACAUUGCUUGCUUAAAGGUUCUGAAGUUAAAGCUUGUUAACUUUCUCUUAGUUUUGAUUUGAGGCAUCCCGUAAAGUUGUAGUUGCAGAAUCCCAAACUAGGCUACAUUUCAAAAUUCAGGGCUGUUUAAGAUUUAAAAUCACAAAACGUUAACGGCAGUAGGUGCCACUAUGUAAAAGUGAGCUCAGACGUCUCUAAAAUGUUUCCUUUAAAAACACAUGGCGGUUGAAUCUUAAGGUUAAAUUUUAAUAUGAAAGAUACUCAUGAAUUAAAUAGUUGAUGCAAUUUUUAACGUUAAUUGAUUUAAAAAAACAACAACAAAAUUAGGUUUGUAAAACUGACUUUUUCAUUACGUGGGUUUUGAAAUCUAGCCCCAGGCAUACAGUGUUGAGAGAUACUUAGCGGGAAGUAGGUUUUGAAGAGGUUGAUUCUGGGAGAGGGGCUGGCCACCUGAGAUGAAUUUGAUGCAGAGCUUUUUAGCCAUGAAGAAUCUUUCAAUAAUUGUACUAAUAAUUAAAAUUUCAGUAUUUAAAAACACAAAAGUAUUUUGUCCAUCUGAGAUUCUGCACUCCACGAAAAGCUCACUUGGACAUGGGGGCCAAAAGCUGAUGAUUUUCUUAAGUUGACGGUUGUCAAUAUUGAACUGUUCUUAAGGUAGUUAGUCAAGUAUGUCUCAACACUAGCAUGAUAUAAAAAGGGACACUGCAGCUGAAUGAAAAAGGAAUCAAAAUCCACUUUGUACAUAAGUUAAAGUCCUAAUUGGAUUUGUACUGUCCUCCCAUUUUGUUCUUGGAAGAUUAAAUGCUACAUGUGUAAGUCUGCCUAAAUAGGUAGCUUAAACUUAUGUCAAAAUGUCUGCAGCAGUUUGUCAAUAAAGUUUAGUCCUUUUUUAAUCAAAGUAAA
Molecule: messenger RNA, 2729 nt
Organism: Manis pentadactyla (Chinese pangolin)
Lineage: Eukaryota; Metazoa; Chordata; Mammalia; Pholidota; Manidae
Gene: KHDRBS1
Product: KH RNA binding domain containing, signal transduction associated 1
Exons: 9
Coding region: 147-1478 (443 amino acids)
Biological process (GO): regulation of alternative mRNA splicing, via spliceosome
Cellular component (GO): nucleus
Molecular function (GO): mRNA binding; poly(A) binding
Source: RefSeq, a predicted model, not a curated record